UCAAGAUUCCUUCUUCUUGACCAUCAUCGUACUCGGAUGUACCAUGGACAAUCUCCCCGAAAAGAAUGAACUGUAUGGAACAAAAGACUACUGGGAUCGACGAUAUCAAGCGUUCGCCUGCUCCUGAUGUUUUUUCUUACCUCCUAACCACUCAGAAUAACCACUAUAGAGAAUCCGAUGACAAACCUUUUGACUGGUUCAAGAACAUUCAUAUGUAUGAUGAUGGCUACAAGAAUAUUGUCAAUGUGGAUUAUUCUUCUGUUGUGAUCGAACAGAUGCAAAAGCGUCACGGAGUAGACCGAUCUGAAAUGGAGUGGCGCGUCAUGGACGUUCGUGAACUUGAAUUCGGCGAUGAUCACUUUGAUGUCGCCAUCGAUAAAGGAACCAUGGAUGCCAUGAUGACAGCCAAGGGAGACGUUUGGGAUCCCCCCGAACAAGUAGUCAGCGACUGUACAAAAGAAGUGGAUGAGGUGAUCAGGGUUCUACGAAAGUCCACUGGUUUGUUUUUGUAUCUAACGUUUGGGCAACCACAUUUUAGAAGGCGGUUUCUUACGAGGCCAGAAACCUCACUGCAAAUCAAAGAGCUAGGAGAGGCAUUUCAUUACUAUUUGUAUAUAGUGCGAACUUGACGUAGAGUUGCGUGUGGGCGCUUGUAGGGCUUGAUCGGCCCGAAAACGGCUGCAUUUAUUCUGCCGCACUUGCGUUAUCCGCAUACAUUUGGCAUCAUGAGAAUUACAAUCGAC
Desarmillaria tabescens is the source of this 743-nucleotide messenger RNA. RefSeq names its product S-adenosyl-L-methionine-dependent methyltransferase. Gene Ontology annotation, molecular function: S-adenosylmethionine-dependent methyltransferase activity. The coding region runs from base 66 to 629 and encodes 187 amino acids. The transcript is spliced from 8 exons. Lineage: Eukaryota; Fungi; Basidiomycota; Agaricomycetes; Agaricales; Physalacriaceae. The record is from RefSeq and is a predicted model, not a curated record.